UCGGCUCAGAGCGGAGAGGAGCCGCGCGGAGCAGGACGCCGAGCCGCGGGCUUUUAUUCUGAAAAACGCGCCCCAGCUAAGGAAAACAUGCUGCUGCUGGUGCUGGGCGUCGCCAUGGCAACGGCAGGGUCAGGGGUCAGCGCGGCGCGAGUGGUGAGCGGUCAGACGGUGUGUGUGGGAGGAGCCGAGCGUCCCUGCUACAAGAUGGCGUAUUUCCACGACGUGUCGAGCCGCGUGGCGUUCGGCGAGGCGAAGCAGGCCUGCCUCAUGGACGGGGGGGCGCUCCUGAGCGUGGAGAGCCAAUCAGAGCAGAGCGACGUGGAGCACCUGCUGCAGGCGCUGCGUUCAGGAGCAGUGGGCGGAGCCAAAGGUGGAGGCGGGAUUUCUGACGGGGAUUUCUGGAUCGGCCUGACUCGGGGGGGCGGAGCCAACCACACCUCGACCCCGUGCCCUGACCUGUACCAGUGGACCGAUGGCAGCGUGGCCACCUUCAGGAACUGGUACCUGGACGAGCCGUCGUGCGGCGGCGAGGCCUGCGUCGUCAUGUACCACCAGCCCAGCGCGCCCCCUGGGCUGGGCGGGGCUUAUCUCCACCAAUGGAAUGACGACCGCUGCAACAUGAAGCACAACUUCAUCUGCAAGUAUCAGCCAGCUGUGACUGCAGGCGGAGGCGUGGUGACCCAGGCGGACGGUGGUGGCAGCUUCCCCCCUCAGGUGGCUGUGGCAGGAUCUUCAGGAAUGCUGCUGCUGUACGUGGUGAUUCCCACCAUCCCACUGCUGCUGCUCAUCCUGGUGGCUUCAGGGACCUGCUGCUUCCAGACGCUCAGCAGGAGUCGUCCUCGGACCAAGACCCCCGCCGACCAAUCAAAUCUCUGGAUCGCCACGACGCCCCAACCCAACGGCAUGGAAGUGUGACAUCACUGUGAUGUCAGCAGUAGAUCAGUGAUGUCAGAGACUUUUAGUUUGUUACUUUGGUUGAAACAGUUUCCUGUUUGGCUCCUCCCUCCUCCUGUGACUCCGCCCCCUCAGCCUGAGUUAAAGGGGGCGAAGUCAGUGAUGUCACAGUGAGUGGGUGGAGCUUGUCUGUUGUAACUUGUUCUGUUGUGAGAAUCUCUGGCGCCUCCUGCUGGAUAGAAGAGGAGACGAAGUACGGAGCAAGCAGAGGGACAAACUCUCAUGAUGCUGAUGCUGCGUUCGAGGGGAGUCCGACGUUUGGACGGCAGGGAGCUGCUGCUGCGUUUCUGUGGUUCUGAUGCAUGAAGCUUUGAUGUUUAAUAAAAAAUGUUCCAUCA
This is a messenger RNA of Xiphophorus hellerii (green swordtail), 1292 nucleotides long. RefSeq names its product chondrolectin (gene chodl). The transcript has 7 exons. Bases 88 to 915 code for a protein of 275 amino acids. Gene Ontology annotation, biological process: positive regulation of axonogenesis. Gene Ontology annotation, cellular component: cytoplasm. NCBI's taxonomy places the organism in Eukaryota, Metazoa, Chordata, Actinopteri, Cyprinodontiformes, Poeciliidae. The record is from RefSeq and is a predicted model, not a curated record.